Messenger RNA from Biomphalaria glabrata, 2045 nucleotides. Its product is annotated as CCR4-NOT transcription complex subunit 9-like. The transcript has 10 exons. The record is from RefSeq and is a predicted model, not a curated record. Gene Ontology annotation, cellular component: CCR4-NOT complex; CCR4-NOT core complex; P-body. Gene Ontology annotation, biological process: mRNA catabolic process; negative regulation of translation. Bases 264 to 1166 code for a protein of 300 amino acids. Lineage: Eukaryota; Metazoa; Mollusca; Gastropoda; Planorbidae.
UACAGUCGCACUAGGAUCAAAAACAGAAACUGAGAUCUGUUCAACUACCCACUAUCAACAUUUUUUUUUACUAAACACACAUUUACAGUACUCUACUAAGUAACUCUAGAUCUAGAAACUAAUCAAAUAAGCAUACUUGGCAUAGAAACAAGAAAUAGAAUAGAGUCUAAUUCUAAUCUAACGAAUCAUAACGAAUGUCAAUUUAAAUUUAAAUGAGAGCUCUUGUAUACUGAAACUGAGUCAAACUGGAGAACUUACAUGUCAUGAAUCCUCUGUCACAACAACAAGUACGGGGCAUGAUGCCUCAGCCAACUAUGCCUGUUGUUGACAGAGAAAGGAUAUAUCAAUGGAUCAAUGACUUAUCAUCACCUGAGACUAGAGAAAAUGCUCUUUUAGAAUUAAGCAAAAAGCGUGAGACAGUGAAUGAUCUAGCCCCUUUACUAUGGCAUUCAUUUGGGACAAUAGCAGCACUUUUACAAGAAAUCAUUCAAAUCUACCCUUGUAUACUUCCACCAGUUCUUACUGCAUCCCAGUCUAACAGAGUGUGUAAUGCUUUAGCUCUGUUACAAUGCGUGGCUUCACACCCAGAGACAAGAUCUGUCUUUCUUGCAGCUCAUAUUCCAUUGUUUUUGUACCCGUUUCUUCAUACUGUCAGUAAAACUCGUCCAUUUGAAUAUUUACGUCUCACAAGCCUUGGAGUAAUUGGUGCAUUAGUGAAGACUGAUGAACAAGAAGUGAUAAAUUUUCUUCUCAAUACUGAAAUUAUUCCCCUUUGUUUGAGAAUAAUGGAAGGAGGAAGUGAACUCUCCAAAACUGUUGCAACAUUCAUCUUACAGAAAAUUCUUUUAGACGAGACUGGAUUAUCUUAUAUAUGCCAUACUUAUGAAAGAUUUUCACAUGUAGCCAUGAUUUUGGGUAAAAUGGUUCUAUCUCUUUCAAAAGAACCCUCAGCUCGACUGCUAAAACAUGUUGUCCGAUGCUAUCUGCGUCUUUCUGACAAUGCAAGAGCUCGUGAAGCACUUCGUCAGUGCUUACCAGAUCAGCUCAAAGAUAUGACAUUUCAGAACUGUCUAAAAGAUGACACCACCACCAAGCGAUGGCUCAUUCAGUUACAGCAAAACUUGGCUGAGAAUGUAACAGACACAACAGGGGCCAGGCCUAUGUGAACAUGUGCGUGUGAUUGAUAGAUGACAGACUUCUUGCAUUGAAUGAAGUAUCAUAGUCUGUUAUAUCUUGUACAAUAAGAUAAUUAAAAUAUUUUAGCCUGCUUAAAAACAUAACAAAGGAAACAUUUGCAACUAAGGAUAUUGACACAAUUUAUUAAGUAAAGUAUAAUGUAUUAAAUAUAUAUAUUUUUUGUAUUUAGUUUAGAGCUUUUUUUUUUAAAUGAUGAAAAAGAGUUUUUGAGCAAUUUAAUUUUUUUGCAAAAACUACAAAUAUUACAAAACAGAAAAGUACAUGAAUUUUAUUUUUGGUAUUAUUUUUUUGAGUUAAAAUCUAGAACCUGUAUUUUCAAGAACUUUAAAAUGCUUUCACUAUCAAUGUUAUAAUAUUUUAAUACUUUUGUUUUACAUUAAAACUAUUUUUUCUUGGAACUUAUGAGACAUCAUCAGUUAAAGUCCCCCUACCCUCAAAUAUAAACAAUUGUUAGCUGAACAUUACAUUAAUGAUGGCAUCAGUUGUUUACUGUCAAUAAAGACUUGUGCCAUGUAUAUAAAUAAAAUGUGUGAGAAUUCACUGUAGUAUGUUGGUAACAAUGUUGAAAGAAUAGUAUUAUUCCUUUGUCUCCAGUAAUGGAAGUAAACAUUACUUAGUUAAAAUGUUUUUGUUGCUCAUUUCAUAUCACAGUCUAAAUGUAUAUGUUGCUCAUUUGAUAUCACUUGUGUUCUAAAAGUUAAAAGGGUUGAGUCAGUUCAUGAAAGCAGUGUACAUUAUAACUAUGUUGCUUAUUAUUUUGUUACUAAGUUAAAUUUUUUUUUACUGCAGCUUAAUUAACGACAGUUGAAUAUUUGUAGUACCUUAAAAUAAAGCACAUCAUUAAACUG